CAUGGACAAGUACAAGGUAUAUCUGACAGACGAUGAACUCCUUGCCCGACUGAAGAAAUAUGGGCUCAAACAUGGACCCAUAGUUGUUACAUCCUCCCAUCCACUGAUGUGUGUAAAUAUCAACCAAAUGAGGCAAUACUCCUUACAUCUAUUAAAGGCGGCUACAGUCUGAAAGAAACCAUGCCAAAUAAAAUAUUUAAGGAUAGAUAAUCUUCAGUAGACAAGGGUAGCUAACGGAUCCUGUUGUUUUGCUGCAAAAGGCUAACAUACAAGCUACCUCCUUGAAAAUGCCAAAAGGAACAACACGGAAACUGUACGAAAAGAAAAUCUAUGAAUAUGAGAAAAGACUGGGAUGGCAUCAGCCUCUGCCAGGAAGCCCAGCAGUCUAUGCAGAAGCAAGGACAGAGGCACACAAGACUAGUCAUGCUGCUGUAACUCCGCAGAUCUUCCCAGAUAAUCACAUUGCUGGGGAGAUUCCAGUUAGAAGCGCUGAUGUUUCAGGUCCGAGAUGGAUCCAGCCUCAUCGGAGGUAUAGGAGUCUCCUUCCAAAGACCACAAGCGGGCCCCACCACCCAUCAGAGGAGAUGUCCUGGCCAGGGGCAAUGCUCAUCACAGGGGCUGAGAUACCACCUCAGUCAGACAAACCAUCAGCCCCACCUGUCAGAUCUCGCAUUCCUUGCAGAACUGGAACUCAGAUUAGAGAUUCAGCUUGCUCUCAUGGUGACUCCUUGGAUCAUCGACAGCAGCAGCAUAAUUGUCUGAAGCCCUCCUUCAGCAAAAGAACAGCACAAAUCGCAGUCCCAGCUUUGCAUGGGCAAGCUCACCUUCCAGAGGCACUAGAACCAGGUAGCACCAUGGAAGAAUAUAAAGGUCUGACGGAUAAUGAACUUAUUGCCCGUUUGAAGAAAUACAGCAUCCCGCAUGGACCUAUUGUUGGAUCAACUCGGAAACUUUAUGAAAAGAAAGUCUAUGAAUAUGAGACAGAGCGGAUGCCUCUCCCUUCGCAUGGUGGGUCAGGGUCCUCCUACACAGAGCCAAGCAGCAGUAGAAGUGAAAGCUACGUACGAGAGACUUAUGUGAGCCCACGGAGCAGGGAAAACCUCAGCUAUGGGCGUGAAGCUCUUGGCUCUGGAAGGACUUACUUAAGAGAAAACUAUGAUGCUCCAAGAACUGAGGAAUAUUACUCUGAGUAUCGAAAUGAAGAUCCCAGUCCCAGCAAGUCCUACCUGAGUCAAAAUUAUGGUUUGUCCCAUCACGAAGAACGCUCCAACUAUGCUCCAGAAGACUGGGACAUUAAUUCCUCUGAGAAUUCCACAUCUUCCUACCGCCGCUACGCAUCAUCAUUAAGCAGUGAUGUACCUUCAGGGAGAGUGAGUGCCCGCCAACCAAUUGCAGAGCCAUAUGCCUACAGUUCCAGUUGGAAGGAUGUGUCAACUGAUAGGGACAGCAGUUCCUACCAGAGCGUUUUCCAACGGAAAUCAUCCGGCUUAUCCUCUUUUGGGGUAGAGCCUCGCCGUGCCAUCCACCCUGAGCGCCAGGCCCAAGCAGCAGCAGAAAAAGCUACAAGUAGCAGCGCAAGCACCAAGCGCUACUUACCCCUCUGGCCCCAACUCCUGCUUUUUGUGCUGCUGGCUGGUUUCUUGGCUUUUGUGUACUUCUACCUGCAGAGUGAUGCUGAUGACAACCCCUUUGCGAAGCAUCUUAAUCAGUGAAGACAUCAGGCCACAUCUUCUCUCUCCAAAAGCCUAGAAUGUUUGCAUAGGGCCACCACUGAAGUGCCUUCCUCUUUUCUUUUUUAAACCCCAAAGUGAAGUGGUGUAUUGGGGCCAGAGAGUGAGUGAGGGCUUCCCACUAACUUCUCUGAAUUAUGGCAGCUCCCCACUCUUCUCCCCACACCUCCAUCUGUCCGUCCGUCCAUCCAUCCACUCAUCCAUCCCUUAAAUCAGCUAAUGUGGGGCAUUUUUAUCUGCUAUUUUUGUAGCUAGUACUUUAUAAUCAGGGCAUGGCUUGGGAGAAUGGGUUUUUUUUAUCAAAAGGUGGGGAGACAUAAAAGGGCAAGUGUAGAGUAUCAACAGCUUGCUCUCUCUCUCUCUCUCUCUCUCUCUAUAUAUAUAUAUAUAUAUAUAUAUAUAUUAAAAAUUGUAUGGAAUCUCUAAUAAACACCACUGAUUUUUUUUC
Sceloporus undulatus (fence lizard) is the source of this 2178-nucleotide messenger RNA. RefSeq names its product emerin (gene EMD). Gene Ontology annotation, cellular component: nuclear envelope. Bases 288 to 1712 code for a protein of 474 amino acids. The record is from RefSeq and is a predicted model, not a curated record. The transcript has 13 exons. NCBI's taxonomy places the organism in Eukaryota, Metazoa, Chordata, Lepidosauria, Squamata, Phrynosomatidae.